This is a messenger RNA of Vanessa tameamea, 16065 nucleotides long. It is a transcript of the gene poe, whose product is annotated as protein purity of essence. Bases 58 to 15813 code for a protein of 5251 amino acids. The transcript has 97 exons. Gene Ontology annotation, molecular function: protein binding; zinc ion binding. NCBI's taxonomy places the organism in Eukaryota, Metazoa, Arthropoda, Insecta, Lepidoptera, Nymphalidae. The record is from RefSeq and is a predicted model, not a curated record.
GACUGACACAGUGACAACAGAAAAUUUUUGACACUUCGCGAAUGGUCAUUCUCAAAAAUGGCUGCUUCGGGAGGAAAUAUAGAAUGGUCUACAGCAGUAAAACCAAUUUUAACAGCUCUUUACGGCCCAUUUUUCGAUAAAAAUGAUGCCGUAGAAAUCAUUCAAGCUAUUAUUAAAAGCGAAAACGAAUUCGAAAAUCAUGAAGACGUCUACGAUCUGUUCUACACCUGCUUUGCGUGUCUUUCAGCGCACUUUAUCAGCAUCAAUGCAAAUAACUUACCAGCUGACCAGCUCAGCACAGCCCAUGAUGCCUUCAGAAUUAUGCUACGACAUAUUCUCAAGAAGAUUUCUCAAGCCGUCUUGACUUAUGAUGACUCCAUUAACAUGGCUGCACCCAAAGUCACUUUUAAACAGCUGCUUUUGCCAAUUCUUGGUCUGUGCGGCAUUGAUGGUGGGGGUCUCCCACAAUCAGAACUUGCAAUAUUGACUUCUCUUCUCAAGUCAUCCAAACUUCCUGCACAUGUUAAUGCACCAGAAACUCAAACUACAAAGUCAUCAGUGAUACCGAGCCCUAUCACAUCUCUUGCAUCUCAAUCAGCAACAACAGAGAAACAGCCUCCAUCAAAUGCUCAACGUAGGUCAGAUGCAUUGCUGGAGCAACUGACCCUGCCAUUAAGGAAUACAAUGACUUGUCUAACCCAGAAUCAGCCAGCUACAGGGGUUGUGUCACCCGGAAGUAAAGAUAGUUUGGAAAGCACCAAAGAUGGGAAUGCUUCUCAGCAGGCUUCAAUAGACAUAAAGAAGUGGAUGUAUGCAACUUGUGCAUCCCUUUUAAUGGAGCUCCGAGCUGGACCCAUGUUACUGAAGGUUUGCUCAUCUCUGCCCUGUCUGUACCGCUACUUGACCCGUUGGCGAGACGCUAAAGAAAGCGCCAUACCACCACAAUUUAACUCUGAAGUCAAACUCCUCAACUUCUUGAUGAAUGAAGCUUACGUGUGUCGAAUGGCAUUAUCUCUGCCGUGCCUCGAGCCCUUGACGCCGGAGCGCAUUGCUCUGCUCAGCGACCUCGCCACCGCCUGGCUCGUGUGCGCAGUUACCGCGCAGGCAACUCUUCAUCCACGAGAUGAUGAAAACGAGGAAAUGACAGCUACUUUAGUUGAGAGAGCACUCGGUCUCUACAACACAAUUGGAGAAACUUUCAAGCAAUCCACUCGGGCCGGUGGCUACGUUUAUCAAAACCAUCUGAUGAUCGGUGCUUGGGUUCUGCUAUGUGGCUUUCACCACGCGCUUGGUGGAGCACCUGGAACUACUGCGCCGCGGAGUCCUGCCAAAGCACCCUCGCGGCCCUACAACCUCACUAAAAUGCAACAAAGUCUCAGCGUGGUGUGGGUGGCGCUGGGGGACCGUUGCCUGGCGUGGACCGGCGCGCUGCUGUCGGACGCGCGGCUGGAGGCGCUGAGCGCGGCCAGCGCGCCCGCCGCCGACACGCCCGCGCCGCUGCAGAUCCUGGCGCACCACACGGCGCACCAGAGAGAGCUGCGACUCGCUUCGGCUGCACCCUUGCACCAAUUGCUGGUAUCGCUGGCUGUGGUUUGUUACCGCAAAGCGACGAACUUGAAGCGAGCCGUUGUGCAGAAGCAGAACCAAGACGCCGAUCCCGACAGAUCCGAUUCUACUGUUUACUUCCAGGACAUGAUACUCUGCUCCGAAGACUCUGAGACUGACGAUGAAGACAGCGAGCCGCUGUUCGGGCUGUGGUUCGAGUCGACGCUGGUGGCGCCGGACGCGCUGGAGAGCGGCCUGACGCGCGCGGGCGCGGCCGACAGCGACGACGUGCCCGACGACAACGCCGCCGCGCAGCAGGCCUUCAUGCUCGACAAGGCGGAGCCCUACUCGUAUAUAACACUGGCAACAGAAAUAUUCAAUCUAUUAACUGAAGAAAUAAUUGGCGAAGGUGUAGAACGACUGGGAGCUACAUCACAGCAAUUACAUGAAGCACACCAAGCAUUGCUGGCUGCACUUGCAAAGGAUCUUGAUAGAGAAACUGCUAGGACUGACACCGGCACAAUAUCGCCAUGUUUCGGAGCACGUCUCGGCGCGCUGUACGCCUCGUUCAGUUCUGCGCUCGUGCGAUACUUGCACAACUUACAGCCGCUGCUGCAGCAACAACUCAUCUCCACAGGCUCCGAUAGGAACAAUAUGACCCCUCUUCAGGUUGGUCCCAGAGUAGCGAAGCUGCUUGGUGGUAUGGUCCUGAGUAAGGUAGCAGCGGACCGUGAGAACAGCAUCCUUGUCAUAUGGCAUAAGAUCAUCAACACUCUUCAGGAGUGUGCUCUACAAAACCAACCCAGCCAAGACCACGAUUAUGAAGACCUGAAUGUUGAACAUGCACAGCUUCUCGUGUACUUAUUCCAUUCUUUGACACUGAUGCAGAAGAAAUCUGUAUUGCUAAUGACGUCAAAUGCGAUUAUUAAAGUUGUUGAAACUCUCGGUAUAAGUGAUAGAAAACGAGCAAUGAAUCUGGCGCCCCACCAGCUCAUGUUGACAACCAGACUGAUGCUUCUAUUGGAAUAUCUGAUGAAACACCUCUAUGAUGCACCCCAGACCUUGCUACAACAGAUUGAAUGGAAUCUGGUAAUAGCGCCCGGUCUAGCGCAGCGUUCGUCGGAUGCGACUACUACAGGCGUGAAGACUACCACAGAUAACGGCCAACUCAAAACUCGUAUAUAUUGCGAAGUUCCUUUUAUUGAACUUGCUUAUAGGACUCCAACGCAAGACGACACUUCCAUGAGACCUAGGUUCUACGCACUCACUAACGCGGAGAUUAAUAACCAGGAAAAUCCGAAAUUAGACGGUUUGGCGUGCAACUUCGUCCUGGGAACUCCCCACAAGUUGAAAUAUCCCUUGUUGUUAGACGCAUUAUUGUCCUUGUUGAACUCUGCGUGUCUCUGUGACAACCCGCAAUACCACAACUCGCCGGCUGCGCUCGCCGCGGCGCAUUACUGUUUCCAAACUGCUUGGAGACUGGUGAUAAGCAUGCCGCCGGCCACCCCGCACAUGGACAAGCUGCAGGCCGGCAUCGCGGCCGAGCUGCCGUCGCCGCUGCCGCUGCACGCGCUGGUGUGGGCGCCGCGCGCGGACAACAAGAAGGUCUUCAACCCCUGGCUCAAGGACGCGCUCGUCAAGCAGGGCAUGUACACGCAGUAUGCGGAAAAUUUACUGGCUGGUGUGAGUGCGUCGUGUGACAAUAUCAAAUACACAGCGUGGCUCGCUUCUGAGACUAUGAAACACCUGAAACAAAACCUUACAUCCGAUGGUCUGCCGUCACUCCUUGAUGUAAUAUCAUGCGACGCAGCUCUGAUGAGACUGAAGGUCUGUCUCGUCGACUCUGCAACUGCGUCGGAAGCACAUCAGUUCAUGCCCGACUUGCUGGAUUUGCUCGAGACUAUUCUCGAAUGCUGCCGACUGAGCGUGGGUAUCGAGAUCGAAGGCUCGGCGGAGAGCACGAGCAACGCGUCGGACGCGGCCGUGUCGUCCGUGCGCCUGCAGGUGUGCGGCGCGGCGGGCGUGGCGCGCGCGGCGGGCGCGGCCGGCCCGCCCGCGCUCGGCACGUGGCUCAAGGCGCAGCUGCCGCCCAACGUGGCCGCGGCCGUCGAGGCCUGCGCCGUGCCGCCGCCGCUGGCCGUCAACGCUACCUUGUACGAGUCCCACAUCAUACCAUCCGAGAGUGCUGUUCUGCAACUUGUGUCGUCACACAGCGAGCUAAUGAUUGUCGGUGGGAAAUACUCCAUCGGAGCAUCGUUGACAAUGCUAGCCUAUUCUGCUGCCAAGCUUCUAGAAAUUGGCUCUAGCAAACUAGCUGAGAAUACAAAUCUAACUAAAAAGACCUUGGAAUUAAUUGUUCCCGCCCUGACCGAUGGCAGGCUUCAAUUCUUAGCAGAACCGUUAGCAGCAACAUUGAAUGCUUUAGUCCCACAAGUCAAUAAAGCGGAGCAGCUCAUCCACGAACAUAUUUUUAAGACUACAUACUCUGUGCUUGUUGAUCAUUUACAGCCUUCCACAGAGAAUACCUUAAGGCACAUGGUGAUUUACUGGGAGAAGAUUCUAGAUCGUCCAGCGGGUAGAGUAGCUUACGAGAAUGUAUUCGCUGAUAACUCUGGUUACUCCCUCGGUAAAAUACUCCUAGCUGCACCAAAUGGAAAGAGUGCAUUUACUGAAAGGGUCAUAAAACUUUUCAUUAAAAUAUUUACCGGUUGUGACAACUCCGAACUGAACAGCGCUUUAUGCGUAUCAGUUUGCAAGUUCAUCGGCGUCGCGGAUCAACAAAAACUCCUCAGCCUACUCUCCCACAUUUGCUUAGUCACACCAGCUCCCACGAACGGCAACGUGGGCACCGCGAACGCGUCCCCGACGGAGACGGAGCUGCCCACGCCCACGUCGUCGGCGCCCGACGGCAACCCCGCGUCCGUGGCGCUGCGGAACGCGCUGCGCUCCGUGUUCCGCACCGAUGACGCGCCGCGCAACGACAACGCCAACAGGAACGACCAGGACUUGCCCGUCUUCGACGCCCCUAUACCUGCGCCUAGACCUCCGUUAGAAACUGUACAACAAUCUAGUAACUCAGAAAAUGGAAGUUGGCCUGAAGGUGGCAGCAAGGAGAAUACAAACGCGGUAGUCGUCAGCACCGAAGCCGGCAACCCCUUUGAUUCCUCUAACGAUAAUGCCACAUUGCUUUCUUUGCUUUGUAAACACAUCGUCCAUCACGGCGGCGAGAAGGUGUGCGAGCGCAUGGUGGGCGCACUCAUCAACGUGAGCGGGACGACGUGUGCGCCGGUGCUGCUGCGCGAGCUGUGCCGCCUGGCUGACGCGCACGCCGGCUCUGACCACCGCCACCUGUUCCCUGCUGCACUUGGCUGGCUGUCCACCUGUGUGGAGAACCUUAGUAGUCCUGAGGUGUUAGAGAAGUUGGAAGAAGGUCAAACAGACGCUAAUAUAACCUCGCAGAUAGAAUCAGCAUGUGUCCUUCUAUCUUAUCUGACCGAUGCAUUGCAUACUAUUGGUUCUUCGCAGCCUCACACUUGGCGAUCUAUUAGUCCCACUUGGGAAUCUCCAUCGGAUCUUGGAUUUGACUUAGAUUACGCAGACGAACAACAAGACGAAGAUGAUACGAGUGCUGAUGAUUCUGAUGAAGAUGCGAUGCUGCAGUACAAACUAUGCACGUUCACGGUGACGCAGCGCGAGUUCAUGAACCAGCAUUGGUAUCAUUGUCACACGUGCAAGAUGGUGGACGGCGUGGGCGUGUGCACGGUGUGCGCGCGCGUGUGUCAUCGCGGACACGACGUUUCCUACGCCAAGUUCGGAAACUUUUUCUGCGACUGUGGUGCUAAACCAGACUCGAGCUGUCAAGCUCUAGUAAAGCGGUCGGUGACCCUCGGUGGAGCUCGCGGAGCUACCACCGGGAUGGAAGAAACUCCACCUGCGCCUUCUAUUAGACGUCGGCCCUCCAGCCCUACGCCCCCUGCGCUGCUCGCACCUCCACGUCGACCAGUCCUCGCACACAACAUUCAAGGAUGCCGCUCGUUCUUGCUGUCGUACAACGGCUGGCCCGGGUGCCUGGAGCGUGUGCGGCGCCUGCUGGGCGCGCUGGCGGGCCCCGUGCGCGCGGCGUGCGAGCGCGGCGCGGCGGUGGGCGCGCACGGCCGCGCCCAGCGCGCGCUCGCGCAGCUGCACCUCGGCGAGAAGCGGUUCACGCACACCGAUACGCUCAUGUUGCCCACACUAGGUUCGCAAGAAGGUGCAUUUGAGAACGUACGCAUGUCGUACACCGGUGAGAACGGACAAACGAUCCGACAGUUGAUGUCCGCGCACAAGCUUCGUCGCGUCGCAAUGUGCUGCCUCGCCUCGCCGCAUGGACGUCGACAGCAUCUCGCUGUAUCGCACGAGAAAGGAAAAAUCACAGUUCUACAACUGUCAGCGUUACUGAAACAAGCCGACUCAUCUAAACACAAGCUGACACUGACUCGUCUGUCCUCUGCGCCUAUACCGUUUACCGUGCUCAGUCUCAGUGGAAACCCUUGGAAUGAAGACCUGUUGGCUGUGUGCGGCUUAAAAGAGUGCCACGUCCUUACGUUUAACAGUGGUGGUGCUGUAGCUGAUCACUUUGUUUUAAAUACGGGCUUGGAAGCAAAUAAUUACGUGAUCAAAGCAAUCUGGUUGGCGGGAUCGCAAACACAGUUAGCUCUCGUCACCUCUGACUUCGUUAAGAUAUUUGACCUGAGCAAGGAUUUAAAUAAUCCGAUGCAUCAUUUCCUUGUGCCGAGCGGAAAGGUCCGCGAUGUUACCUUUGUCAAUCAAGAAGAUAUUAUGCACAUGUUGUGUAUGAGCUCUGCUGGUCACAUUUACUGGCAGCCCAUGAGUGAAGAGUCUCGGGCCACUCUGGGAACAUUCUAUGUUACCAAUACCCUUGAAGUAUUACAUCCUGAAAUUCAAGAUGUUGCUGGAUUAGUUGGAGGUGGUGGCGUGUCGAUAUACUACUCGCACAUACUGAAGAUGCUUUUCUUCUCAUACGCUCAAGGAAAGAGCUUCCUUGCACCACUGAACACCGUCGAAGACAGCGUGAAAGGCACGGCGAUGAUAACGCUGUCGUCGUCGUCGGCGCAGAAAGAGGGCGGGCGCGGCAAGCAGGGCGGCGUGCAGUCGCUGUGCCAGUGGGCCGAGGUGCCCGGACACCCCGGCCUCGUGUCGGCCGUCAUGCAGGCCUCCAACAACCCCGUCGUACUCAUGCUCACGCCUUCCAACAUAUACGUACAGGAGAUCAAGGUGGUACCGGCGAAAGCAAAGAUAACAGAUAUGGUAGCCGUCCGCCAUUGGUGUGGAGGCGGCGGAGAACAGAAGAGCACGCUUAUAUUGCUGUGCGAGGACGGUAGCUUGCGGAUGUACGCGGCAAACAACGAACACACAGGCUAUUGGUUGUCACCUGCUAUACAGCCCGUGCACGCAUCCAGACGGAGGCCGAGACUCCUUACUCAUCACACCAAGGGAAAAACGCAACAGGUUGUGACAAAAUCUAAUUUAAAUGGAAGUCAACAAUUUCCGAUUGACUUUUUCGAGCACUGUGUCGCUAUGAGCGACAUCGAAUUCGGCGGCAAUGACUUGCUUCAGGUUUACAACACAGCUCAAAUUAAACAUCGUCUAAAUACUACAGGUCUAUAUGUAGUGUCAACAAAAAUGAGCGGCUUCUUAAUGGAAGUUGUCAAUUCUGAUCCUAACAUGGUCAUUUGUGGAAUACGAGUGUUGCUGGGCAAUCAAGACCUUGCCAGGACGCCGGCUUAUGUCGAGAUCCAUGGGAGAUCGAUACAGACAAUAGUAGUUAGAAACCGUUGGUUUGAUAUUCCUUUGACUCGUGAAGAGUCCUUGCAGUCUGAUAAGAAACUUGUCAUAAACUUUGGUCCCUCUCAAGACCCCGAUGGUGUUACAAUGGUCAAUUCUGUGAAGGUCUACGGCAAAAAUAAAGAACAGUUUGGGUGGCCAGAAGAAAACGAAGACCCCUCUACUUGUGCUUCAUCGAGCAAGGUUGCUCAGGAAUCAGAAAGCAGUAGUGGAUCAUGGAAGCCCAGUUCCUUGGAGCGUUUAGCGUGCGCGGCUCUCGAGGCGCUGGAGCUAGGUGCAGGUGCGCCCGCCAGCAGCGGAGCAGCGGCAGGAGCGGAGGCUGGCGCUGAAGCUGCGCGCAAGCUGCUGUGUGCACCGGCCUCUGCCCAUUUACACGCAAGAGCGCAAUGUCUGCUACGAGCCGUUCAUCAGUCGCAGUAUCAUCAAUUCAAGGACCAAGCAAUACUCAAAUACAUAUCGAUAUCUCUCCGGGAGCUGCGCGACACGACGGACGCGCGUAACAUCGACCCCGAGGCGUACUUCCGCCUCGUGCUGCUGGCGCGCGGCGUGGCCGUGGCUCGCCCGCAACACCUCGUCAAGUACAGCGCGCCCACGCCGCCCAAACCAGCCGAUGGAGACUGGUCAAUGCUCUGGAAAUCCGAAGUGCAAGAAGAACCGGAUCGAGAGCCGCAUCUAUGCGCACUUCUGAGCAGUGUGCUGUGGAAGCUAACUGCUUGUCGUAGUCAGACCACGGGCCCGCCCGGCAUCCUGUCGUACGGUCUGCGGCAUGCCGAGCACACCCUGCACGCACUCGCUGAUACCAUACAUGCGUUCCAGCUGCAUGGCGAUUCUGAUUGCAUUGACUUUGGAAAUCAAAUCUACUUAUCUUUACUGUUAGCCGAAGAUCAAAGUAUAAGCUUCGGUGCCAAGACUGCUCUCAUGCGGGUGCUUCGUCCACGUGUUAAAAGACGUAGAGUCUAUAUACCGUCACCUCCAAAUACUCCAGGUGCUGGUUCUUCGGUAACAACAGCUCAGCCAGCCAGCUCAAUUACUGAAGCAGCAGUGUCUGAGUCAGAAUUGAGCGCAAACCGCGAUGAUCAACAGGAGAACCAAUAUAUGGACGUAGAUGACUCUCUGGAACCCAUGGUGCUGCUUGCACCUGAUGGAGGUCUCGAGGCGUUGCUCGAUAUCCCCACGGACGCGGACGACGAGACCAUGGUAGAGCUGGCCAUCGCACUAUCGCUGCAGGAGCAAGGCCGUCGCGCGCCGCCCCCCGCGCCCGCGCAGCCGCCCGCCGCAUCCGCGUCCGCCGCGCCGCACGCGCCCGCCUACAGCGACGCCACUGCGUCACCCAACGGAUCUGACGACGAAGGCAGUACGGCCGCAACAGAUGGCAGUACAUUACGCACAUCACCAGCUGAAGCCGGCGGUUCUGCUGCUUCUGACAGCGGUGGUUCCGCAGCUGAUAGCAUCGGUGGUGUCUCCGGUCGGAGCAGCGCUUAUGGCGAGAUGUCAGCGCCCUCCGGACAGCCGUGUUCUACUGUCGUUGAAGUGCCGGCGGCGGUCGCAGGUCCGUCGAGUUCAUCUCAACCAAUGGCUUCAACGUCCCGUGCGGUAGAAGUUGAAAACGAAACGAGGAAAUUGCACACACUACGUCUGUCGCUGCUGUCUGCUGCUUUGGAUGCUGUACCAAUUCUCAGAACUCUACCUGGAGUUCGCGCCAUACCUUUUGUACAGGUGGUUUUAAUGCUGGCUGGUGACUUAGACUCGAGCGCGGAAGGCGACCGAGUAGUCCUUGAGCGUUUACUGGAAGUACUCGUUGGUGAACUAGAUAUUCAACCCGAAGAGCCCACAAGUGGUGAAGAUCGCACGGAAAAACGGGAGCUACAAUUAGCUAUAAUGAGGCUCGAGUUGCUCGUCUCAGAAUUGGAUGCGCAGGUGGUCGAACAUUCGCCGCCCGUACACGAGCGUACUAAUAGGAGGGAACUGCAGCUUAUCAUAAUGAGACUACUGAGUGUGCUAAUGGCUCGCUGGAAGUCGUGCGGUUCGGGCGGCGGCGGCAGCGUGUCGCGCGGCGAGGUGUCGGGCGUCGCGUGCGCCGCGCACGUGUCGCGCCUGGCGGCCGCGGCGCUGGUGCGGGCGGGCGCGCCGAAGCACUGCUACAACGUGCUCGCCGCGUUGCUGCCCUACUGGAAGGAAAAGAUGUCCAGUUCCGGCACGACGCCUACUGUUCAACAGUUACUCAAACCACAACCGCCACAACCUCUACCGGACAUGCAACCAUUUUUUGUUAAAGAAUAUGUUAAGAGUCACGCAUUGGAAGUGUUUGACAACUAUCCCCAAUUGGUGAUGGAGAUGGCUCUGCGGCUACCGUGCCAGAUUCAUAAGCACUGUGAUCCGAAGCACUUCGAUGCACGCUGGCGCACAUUACUCUGCGAGUACAUGAUGAACCAACAGACACCGCUCAGAAAACAAGUCCGUAAGCUGCUCCUGUUGUUGUGCGGAACACGCGAGCGUUACCGGCAGUUACGCGACGUACAUGCGCUCGACACGCACCUUAAUGCAGCGCGUGCUCUGCUCGCCACAGAUGCGGCCUACGAUAAACUAGUGCGGUUGAUGGAUCAUUUGAAGGCCUGUGCGGAGAUCGUGUCGGCGCGCACGGGCAACUGGCAGCACACGUGCUCGACGGAGAGGCGCGAGACGCUGGGCUGGCUGGUCGGCAUCGCGCGGCGACUGCACCCGCACGUGGCGCCCACCGUGCUGCAGCUGCUGCAGGCGGCGCUGUGCGCGCCCGCGCCGCCCGCGCCCGCCACGCCGCCCGGCCCGCCGCCCACCGCGCCACGCCCUGGCCAGGAUAAGAAUGUGUCCGAGUGGCCGGAUCGCGAGCGAAGUACCGAGAGUGAUGCCUUUGUAUCUGACGGAUCUAAAUUCCAGGAACAGAAAGUUCCACUACUAGUGCAGCAAAUAUUGAAACAGGUUAAUCAAGAUGAACUUAAACUCUUUGUAAAAGCAUUCCUUUUGGAAACGAAUUCGACAGCGGUUCGUUGGCAAGCUCACGCUUUACUUCUCGCUAUUUACAACAAUUGCUCACAAACUGAACAAGCUUCGCUUGUUUCUUUGCUAUGGGGCUUGUGGCCGACAUUACCCCAAUAUGGACGGAAAGCCGUCCAAUUCGUCGAUCUACUUGGUUACUUCACACUGAAAACUCCUAACGUAGAUAAUGAGAAAUACAUCGGUAGUGCCGUAGAACUGCUUCGCAAUCAGAACCAGCUGCUCUCGUCUCACGGCAACUCGGCGCUGUACGCGGCGCUGGGCGCGUACGUGGAGCUCGACGGGUACUACCUGGAGUCCGAGCCUUGCCUCGUCUGCAACAAUCCGGAGGUGCCCAUGGCGACCAUCAAACUUCCAACUAUUAAGAUCGACUCGAAGUUCACGACAACGACGCAGAUCGUGAAGCUGGUGAACAGUCACAUGAUAAGUCGCAUCAGUCUGCGCAUCGGCGACAUCAAACGCAGCAAGAUGGUACGCGUCAUCAACUUCUAUUACAACAACCGCACCGUACAGGCGGUGCAGGAGCUCAAGAACAAGCCCAGUAUGUGGCACAAAGCUAAGCGCGUUCAACUUCAGUCUGGUCAAUCGGAAGUGCGUGUUGACUUCCCUUUGCCGAUCGUGGCCUGUAAUCUCAUGAUGGAGUAUGCUGACUUUUAUGAAAAUCAACAAGCAACUGGGGAAUCCCUGCAAUGCCCGCGUUGCUCUCAAUCGGUACCGGCGAAUCCUGGAGUGUGUGCUAACUGCGGUGAAAAUGUGUUCCAGUGUCACAAAUGUCGUGCCAUAAAUUACGACGAGAAAGAUCCGUUCCUCUGCCAUGCCUGUGGGUUCUGCAAGUACGCAAAGUUCGACUACACACUGACAGCGCGCCCCUGCUGUGCCGUGGACACCAUAGAGAACGACGAGGAACGCAAGAAAAUGGUACAGACUAUUGGCGCUCUGCUCGACAAGGCUGACAGAGUCUACCGACAACUUAUUGCCAAUAAGCCCAUACUGGAGUCGCUGGUUCAUAAAAUAAGCGAGCACCGCGUGGAGGGCCGAGCCGACGAGAACUGCAACGGCGGCGGCGGCUCCUUCGGCGGCGCGCAGAUCAACCGCGUCAUACAGACGCUGGCGCACAAGUACUGCGUCGAGAGCAAGGGCCACUUCGAGGACCUCUCCAAGAUCAUACAAAAAGUGCUCGCCUGCAGAAAAGAGUUGGUGGCCUACGACAGAUCGCAAAGUGAACAACUUGAAGGAGAUACUUUACCAGUGUACGCUGGUUUAGUACAAAACUACGAUGGUGAUGUUACAAAAGAGAGCGGCGGCGGCGGCUGCUACGGCUGCUCGCUGGCGUGCGCCGAGCAGUGCCUCACGCUGCUGCGCGCGCUGGCCUCGCAGCGCGAGCACCGCGCGCGCCUCGUGCGCUUCGGCCUCGUGCACGAGCUCGUGCACCACAACCUGCACCGCGGCACGCCGCAGUGUCAAGACGAAGUUCGCUCCCUUAUCUGUCUAGUGACUCGGGAUAAUCUUCCCGCCACGAAGCAAUUGUGCUAUUUGCUUUCGCAAAGAAUUACUCUGUCACUGAUGGGGCAUGCUGCUUCACAAGAUCACAACAAUUCCGUGCGGCCCCUGGUACUGCUGCUGGGUGCAUUGGUUAAAGUUCAAGACUCUGUGGAGUGUUGGGAAGUGCGAUUGCGCUGUAUUGUCAAGCUGUGGGUUUGGUGCUGUCCUCAACUGACGGAGGUUGUAGGAAUUCCACCGGCAGCUACGGCUAUCUUGAAAUCUGAAGCACUAUCUGGAAUACCAGGAAUUAACACAUCUUCACCUAACUCGCACCAGUUCGCGCUGCAGCAGGUGGCGCUGCCGUGCCUGCGCUACAUGCAGGAGCUCAUGGUGCCCGCCGCGCCCGCGCCGCCCGCGCCCGCGCCCGCGCCGCCCGCCGACGAGCAGGGGAAGGAUGAUAAGGAAUCUACCCAGCCAACAGCGCCUCCACCAAUAGUCCUACAGGCAAAUACUGGCAACUUAGUCGUAGAUUUAUCUGCAUGGCUAGCCGGAAGAGUCCCGCACAACCAGUGGAGGAAACUGGUCGCUAAGAACGAAAUACCACCCGCUGAUACCACUCUACCGACGCGCGAUCUACACCUCGCUCACAAGUAUCUAGGCAAAUGGAAGGAAAAGAUGCUGUUGUCGCACGGCAUGCGUACAAUAUCGCUGGACGAGGGUGGCUGGCUGCGACCAGUCAUGUUUGAUCCCAGUUCACGUAUCGCACGUGACACUGCUUGCCAGAUGGUCAAGUCGCUCUGUGACUCUUACGACAGGACGAAGGCGGUGCUUAUAUUAUUGACGAGCUUCUUACCCGAAGUUGGAUCAGCCGGUGAAGCGAGCGAACAAUUUCUGCUUCUGUACCAAAGUCUAGCGUCCGAAGCUCCAUGGAAACAGUUCCUGGCACUGCGCGGUGUACUGCAACAAAUAGCCGAUUUGAUGACCAAAGAGAUCGAACAGCUACAUCGUCUCGAAGAAACAACGCUUACUUCUGAUCUGGCUCAAGGCUACGCCCUGAAGCGGCUGACGGAGCUGCUGGCCAUGUUCCUGGAGGAGGCGGGCGCGCGGCGGGCCUACAAGACGCGGCUGGUGGGCGCCGUGCUGGGCGGGUACCUGUCGCUGCGCCGCCUCGUCGUGCAGCGCACGCGCCUCACCGACGACACGCAGGAGAAGCUGCUCGAGCUGCUGGAGGAGAUGACCACUGGCACGGAAGCGGAAACGGCAGAGUUCAUGACGGUCUGUAUUGAGACGGUGCAGAAGUACCCGCUACACGAUUAUCGAACACCCGUCUUCAUAUUCGAGCGACUCUGUUCUAUCAUCUACCCCGAAGAGAACGACGUCGGAGAAUUCUUCCUCACGUUAGAGAAGGAUCCACAGCAGGAAGACUUCUUGCAGGGUCGCAUGUUAGGCAAUCCGUACUCGUCUCUCGAACCAGGCAUGGGCCCACUUAUGCGGGAUGUGAAGAACAAGAUCUGUACGGAUUGUGAGCUGGUUGCGUUGCUGGAGGACGACAAUGGUAUGGAGCUGCUCGUGUGUAACAAGAUCAUGUCGCUUGAUUUGCCAGUUAAGGAAGUAUAUAAAAAGGUGUGGUGCACGUCGGGAGAGGGCGUUGACGCGAUGCGUGUAGUUUACCGUAUGCGCGGUCUGCUCGGAGAUGCGACCGAAGAGUUCGUGGAGACCCUCAGCCAAACCAACGCGGAAACAGUAGACGAUGAACAGGUGUAUCGCAUGGCGAACGUACUCGCCGACUGUGGGGGCCUUGAAGUGAUGCUGCAGCGGCUGGCGGCCAUCGGGCGCGUGGGCUGCGCGCGCUCGCUGGUGGGCACGCUGCUGCGGCUGCUGGCGCUGUGCGCGCGCGUGCGGCGCUGCGUGCGCGUGCUGACGCGGCCCGAGGCGCGCGCGCUGCCCGUGCUGCUGCACGCGCUCAGCCUCGCCGCCGCCGACGAGCGGGAGAUGCAGAGGGCGCCUCUAGUCUACCAGUUGCUCGAGAUAAUGGAACGCAUUCUUUCCGUCGCAGCUAGCGAAAGUCUCGAAUCGUUUUUGCAAUUCUCACUCACUUUCGGUGGGCCGGAGCACGUGCAAGCUCUACUCAAUUGCACUGAAUGUCCAGGGAUUCGAAACAAUUCCGUUGCACUCGGACAUCUCACUCGUGUACUCGCCGCCCUCGUUUACGGCAACGAUCUCAAGAUGGCAAUGUUAGUGGAUCACUUCAAACCUGUACUGGACUUUAACCGACUUGAUUCUGAGCAAUGGAGCGAUGAGGAGUUCCGUAUGGAGCUGUUCUGUGUUCUAUGCGCUAAUAUAGAACGUAAUUCCAUCGGUGGCACACUCAAAGAUUAUUUGAUUUCGCUGGGCAUAGUUCGUGAUGCUUUGGAGUAUAUUGUGAAACAUGCGCCGUGUGUAAAACCGACUCUCGUGUGCACGGACUCGGACGAGUUAAAAGAGUUCAUCAGUCGGCCAGCACUGAAAUACAUCCUGCGCUUCCUCACCGGGCUCGCCGCAGACCAUGAACCUACCCAGAUGCUAGUAUGCGAGAAAGUUAUUCCGAUCGUACAUCGCCUUGAGCAAGUAUCGUCCGGAGAACACGUAGGUUCGCUCGCAGAGAACUUACUGGAAGCGCUACGUUCUCAGCCGCAAUGCGCCGCUAAAGUCCAACAAGUUCGAGACUUCACUAGACAGGAGAAGAAGCGUCUAGCGAUGGCGGUGCGCGAGCGGCAGCUGGGCGCGCUGGGCAUGCGCAGUAACGAGCGCGGCCAGGUCACGGCGCAGUGCAGCCUCACGCAGCAGGUGGCCGACCUGGCCGAGGAGGCGGGCGCCGUGUGCUGCAUCUGCCGCGAGGGGUACAAGUACCAGCCCACCAAGGUGCUCGGUAUCUACACGUUCACGAAGCGCUGCCCGGUGGAGGAGUACGAGGCGCGUGCGCGGAAGACGCUCGGCUACACGACGGUCUCGCACUACAACAUCGUGCACGUCGAGUGUCACAUGGCUGCCGUCAGGCUUGCACGUGCUAGGGAUGAGUGGGAGAGCGCGGCAUUGCAAAACGCAUCGACGAGAUGCAACGGUCUCCUACCUCUGUGGGGGCCGUACGUACCCGAGUCGGCGUUUGCCUCUUGUCUUGCUAGACAUACCACAUAUUUACAGGAGUGCACCGGACAUCGCGACAUUGGACACACUUGCACAGUGCACGACUUAAAGUUGCUCCUCCUGCGUUUCGCCCGCGGCCUCAGCUUCCACAACGACACCGGAGGCGGCGGCCCGCUCUCGAACAUGCAGCUGGUGCCGGCGCUCAUGCACAUGGCACUUUACGUUAUCAACACGACCCGCGUGGCCGCUCGUGAGGUGUCUGCGUUGGAGGCGAGCCUGGCGUGGCCGCCGGCGCGCGUGCUGGAAUCGGCACAGGACGCAGAUGGCCCGCUGUACUUCCUCACACUCAUGCUGCUACUGUAUCCGCAUGCCAAAUGGCGCGCGAUGCGCCUGGACAUGAUCAAGCGCAUGCUGCUGCUGGGCCACGUGCGCGACGUGACGCGCGGCGGGCCGGCCGUGCGCGCGCUGACGCCCGAGCAGCGCGCGCCCUGCACGUGGCCCGAGUACAAGCCCUACGUCGUGUUCGUCGCGCUCGUAGACCAGCUCUACAACGUCAUGUUCAAGAACGUGAACGCGACGACAGUGGAGCAGUGGCCGAUAAAGCUGGCCGAGUACAUCCGGCACAACGACGAGGCGAACGCCAAGGCGGCGGAGCGCGUGGUGACGACGCUGACGGACGAGCUGCUGCCGUGCGACUCGUUCGCGGAGUUCUGCGACGCGGCCGGCCUGCUGGAGGACAUCCCCGACCCAGACGCCUUCCUGCGGGCGCUGCUGGACGAGCAACCUUGAGGAAGGCCUUUCGCGCCCUACUGCCUCAGCUACAACGGGUGCAUGGCCUGUUGAACAUAGACGGCGCCGAAUUUAACACGUGAAACACGUAGACAAUCGUUGGACUUUUGACUUAUAACAGUAUCCGCAUAUUAAAUUUUAGUAAUCACUUUUCGUAUAUUAACCCAUAUAUUCCUGUUUAUCACGAUUCUGGCGCUUGAAAUGUAUUUGCUUGUUUGGCUUCAAUAAAUAAAUAGUUUUUCGCUUCUAUAA